Caenorhabditis sp. 36 PRJEB53466 is the source of this 814-nucleotide messenger RNA. The record is from the annotation of a GenBank genome assembly. Lineage: Eukaryota; Metazoa; Nematoda; Chromadorea; Rhabditida; Rhabditidae.
AUGAAAAUUCCGCUCUCGCUCCUUCUCUUUCUGCCUCUUCUCACCGAUUCCUUCGAGACUAUCUACAGAGUCCGCAAGUUUAUCGCCCGGUAAUUCGCCGCAUUCCUACCCAUUUUCAUCCGUUUUUCAGCCCGAACUCGCGUCGUUCGGCGGCCGACGAUGAUCUGGAUAUGGCUGCGGCGGAGCUCGUUUUCAAGGAGAAAGAGAUUCUGAAACCACUGACGACGGAUCGGAUCGAGGCGCCGCCGAGGAAGCUUCCAUUCGGAACGGAGCAAUCUGUCGAAAAAGCAGCGGAAUCAGUGAGCACAUUUCAGACUAUCACGGGCCAACUGAAAGUAUUUGAGGCGGGAGCUCCAGCCGCAGAACCCACGUUCUCGGAAUUGCAACGGACGCAUUUGGAAGACCUUGAAAAGGAGGAAAGCAAAAAUCUGAAGAGCAGUAUGAUUGCUCCAGAAGACGGAGAAACGAGAAAGUUGGAAGAGCUGACGACGGAAGCUCCAACUGUGAAGAACCCAUUUUCUGAAGGAGUAGUUCAUGACGGAGAGACCUCCCAGGACAGAGUUGCCACGUGGCAGCAGUAAGCAGCAGUCACUUCUGAUAUCAUCUUCUUUUCUCCGAUUCUUUCAGACCACUGCCGUCCCAUGGCCGUCUGAUCGCCUACGACUUCAACGUUAACCCCGAAUACCCGCAGUUUGCUCCGAGAGCACGCGGACUUGUUGGCAUUCCGGACGGAUGGAAUCUCGACAAAACGAUCGACGAGGAGUUCAAAAGUGGAUUCAGAAGAGUCGAUUUCAGACGGAGGCGCUUCAAUUAG